UUCCGCUGUCCAAAAAAUGAUGUUGAAUGUAUUCCAAGAUGGCGGAAGGCAGGGUUGCCUCUGCGCGGGAAGCAAUGGAAGCUUUGGUUGAGAUCUCCAAGUUGCUUAACACUGGCCUGGAUCCUGAAUCUUUAGCAAUCUGUGUAAAAUUAUGUGAAGCAGGAGUGAAUCCCGAGGCGCUAGCAUCUGUGGUACAAGAGCUAAGAAGAGAAGCUGCAUCCCUUCAGACCCAAGACAUUGGGGAGAGAUGAGAGUUGUAAAGAUUGCAAGAUUUCACUUUUCCAAACACUUUUCCAAACAUUGCUACAGCAAACCAGCCUGUUAAAGGAAAUCACUUUUUUCAGUGAACAGAACUUUGUAAAGAUAUAUUGGACAAGUUUGUUAUUUAAUGGUUGUAGAAAAUGUAUAUAUGUGGUGUUUAUUUUGGUAGUUAGCUUUCUAGAGCAAUAAUGAUAAAAGUUAACUUAUAACCUGAGAGAAUGUGGUAAAUGUCUAUUCUGUCAGUAUAUGUUCAAUAAAAUCCUAAUUUAUCGAGGGACUCUGCAAAACAUUGGGAGGUCCAAGGAAUCAAGGGUACAUUUCUUGAAACUGUUUGCCAAGGAUUCAAAACAGUUACUUUGAAUAAUCAUGAGGUUCAAAAAGUCAAGAAAUAAAGUGUACUGAGCUUUAGAUAUGUUACAAAGCUUUCUUUUUAUUUGACCAGCUGUUGCAUCUGUCACUCUUUUGAACAAGCAAAGUAUUAAGUCAAGUCAUUAAAGUCAUUCAAUUACCCUU
Orbicella faveolata is the source of this 774-nucleotide messenger RNA. RefSeq names its product mitotic-spindle organizing protein 1-like. Gene Ontology annotation, biological process: microtubule nucleation by interphase microtubule organizing center; gamma-tubulin complex localization; mitotic spindle assembly. The record is from RefSeq and is a predicted model, not a curated record. NCBI's taxonomy places the organism in Eukaryota, Metazoa, Cnidaria, Anthozoa, Scleractinia, Merulinidae. Gene Ontology annotation, cellular component: interphase microtubule organizing center; spindle; centrosome.